Molecule: messenger RNA, 486 nt
Organism: Beauveria bassiana ARSEF 2860
Lineage: Eukaryota; Fungi; Ascomycota; Sordariomycetes; Hypocreales; Cordycipitaceae
Product: tctex-1 family protein
Exons: 4
Coding region: 1-486 (161 amino acids)
Biological process (GO): microtubule-based movement
Cellular component (GO): cytoplasmic dynein complex; cytoplasm
Molecular function (GO): dynein intermediate chain binding
Source: RefSeq, a predicted model, not a curated record
AUGUCUACACCGCCCGUCGCCUUCAACCGCCUGAAGCAGAUUGCCACCGAUGUGUGCAAUAGCUCUAUUGGCAACGCCGAGUUUUACGAUCACUCCAAGACGGAGCAAUGGAACUCGAACAUAAUUAACUCGAUGCUCAAGGCUGUCAUCUCGGAAUCGACCCCCCAGGGUGCCGGCGCCCCCUCGUUUAAGUUUGCCUGCAACAGCACCAUUGUGCAGCACCUGGUGCCGACAUCGUCGCUCAGCAAAGCGCGGACAGGCGCGGACAGCAAGGACGCGCAGCAGCCGCACAUUUCGACAAGCAGCGAGGCCCCGGCAGCGGCGACGGCGACGGACGGCAAGCCGCACGUAGGCCGCCGCGGAAUGCACAGCGCAACAGGCGCGUACUGGGACGAGAAGAAGGACGGCAUGUGGACAUUCAAGUACGACGGCGGUGAGAGCAAGGGCAUGGAUGUGGUAAUUAUGCUCAUCUGGGUUGCGAUCUAA